AUGGAUUUUCAUUUGAAGAAACGAGCACGAAAUGAUGUCAAAGUCGAGGUGGUCAGCUUGGAGAGCAAGUACCCUCACAAUGUCAUGAUGUACUACUAUCCACCGACAGACGACAUUCACAUUGAGGAAUUCGAGGAGCUUGCCCUCGAACGACUGCGUCUGUUGCGCGUCCUGGACCGCGCAGGAACGAAAGGACUACGAUUGCUUUCUGAGGAUUGGAAGGAAUAUGUGAGUUCAGAGCUAACACGCGAAGGUCUGCGCAGCUAUCUGAGAUUGUGUUCCCCCGGCGGAGGCAGUGCCCAGGGCAGCAAGCACGAGUCGGAAAUUCAGACGCGUCGGCGCGACUACUUGUCGCACUUUAUACUCCGAUUGGCUUACUGUCGAUCCGAGGACUUGUCACGCUGGUUUGUUGCCCGCGAGAUGGAACUUUUUAGAUACAAGUUUGCAGCGCUGAGUAGUGCCGAGGUGAAGCAGUUCCUCGAGGCGAAUGAUUUCAGUUUCCAACCUCUGACCGAGUCAGAAAAGGAUGAGGUCAAGGACGGUCUUUACGAGAGCACAGCGGGCCAAAGUGUUUCGAAGAUAGAGCUUCUCGACUUCUACAAGGUGCCAUUCACUCAGGUGUUGGACUUAGUGCGCGGUCGCAGGUGCUAUCUGAAGGAUGGCUUUGCCUAUGUGAACACCCACGAUCUGGUCUCAGUUGUCGGCACAAAGCAACAGGAUAUAAUGGAACUGGGCCUGCUGGCCUCCAAGGGCCUGAUCGAGGAGGUCGAGGGAGACGAGCGCAUCUCGCGAAUGCUCAAGGCUUUGCACAACUCGUACACCGGCAAGGAUUACACAGUGUGCCGCGAUGCAGCUGUUGCGAUCGAGUCCCUCAACCAGCUGUCCAAAACGUCAAUGCCGCUGUGCAUGCGCAUGUGCCACGAGCACAUUCGUGCCCAGCAUCACGUUAAGCACGGUGGCCGGAUGCAGUACGGUCUCUUCCUUAAGGGUAUUGGUGUAACGCUUGAAGAUUCCAUACGCUUCUGGCGCGAGGAGUUCACCAAGAAGAUGGAUGCAGAUAAGUUCACGCGCAGCUACGAGUACAACAUCCACCACAAUUACGGCAAAAAGGGAUCCAUGGUUAACUACAGUCCGUACUCGUGCGCCAAAAUCAUUAAGGAAAUGGCGGCACCGGGUGACUGCCACGGCUGUCCCUACAAGUCUGAGGAUCAGGCCUCGCUUAAAACAAAACUGGCCUCCUACGGCCUGUCGACCAGCCACAUCGAAGAGGUGAUGUUCUUUGUGUCCCGCGGUCACUAUCAAAUCGCCUGUGGCAAGUACUUCAUGCUCACCCACAACUCGAACGUGGAGCCGACCAUCAAUCAUCCGAACACCUACUUCGAAGAGAGCCAGAUACUGAUGGGAAACCGGCAGAAGCGCACCACAGGAGCCAUGCCACAGAAGGCUAAGCUCAGACCAGACAUCAAGGGCCAUGCAGACAGGUCUAUGCUCAACGGCGACGACGAUGAUGAGCUGUGGAAAAUCGCGGAGACACAGGAACGGGCUUAUCAGAGCCAAAAGGACAUCUCGGAGGCGUUUAAUGAUGAUCUAGAUCUUACGGAAAUUAUAUAUUAAUCGCUUAAAAUAAUAAAAUUACGUAUUUAUAGGCUA
Molecule: messenger RNA, 1650 nt
Organism: Drosophila persimilis
Lineage: Eukaryota; Metazoa; Arthropoda; Insecta; Diptera; Drosophilidae
Gene: Prim2
Product: DNA primase large subunit
Exons: 1
Coding region: 1-1614 (537 amino acids)
Biological process (GO): DNA replication, synthesis of primer
Cellular component (GO): alpha DNA polymerase:primase complex
Source: RefSeq, a predicted model, not a curated record